Messenger RNA from Cuscuta epithymum, 1106 nucleotides. The record is from the annotation of a GenBank genome assembly. NCBI's taxonomy places the organism in Eukaryota, Viridiplantae, Streptophyta, Magnoliopsida, Solanales, Convolvulaceae.
AUAACACAACGUACGCAAUUGCAUGCACUAUAUCAAACAAACAAUAAGAGACAACUCUCAAAUAAAAAACAGGAACAUCAACAGGUGUUGAGCAAGCAUGGGGAUCCCUUCAAAGCAGCACAUUAAUGUAACACUUCUAGUUUCAUUGAUGAUCUUUAGCCUUUCAUCAGCUGAUCCCUUAUUUGGAUUUAGGCCCGAAGAUGAUGAUGCUACAUCGUCCAUACUCAAGUCGAUGGCGCCGACACCAUCCAAGCCGCAUCCACCAGCACCAGCACCAGCACCAGCACCAUCCAAGCCACAUCCACCCGUGCCUACGCCAUCCAAGCCGCCUCAUUCACCGAAAUCUCCAGCACCUACACCAUCCAAACCGGAUUCACCCGCGCCUGCACCAUCCAAGCCGAAGCACGCACCGAGCCCGGGACCACAUCCACCCACACCCUCACCAAGGGCACCAUUGUAUCCACCCCCACCAGCACCGAAGACGGGACGAAGGCUUGCAUCGCUCCCACCAGCCCCAGCACCAAAGCUAGCGCCGAAACCCUCACCAAAGCCAGCACCAAAGGUCUCUCCAUUGCCACCUUCAUCUGAGCCGGCGCCAAAAGUCGCACCCACGCCACAAUCACCAUCCCCAAAGGCACCAUUGCAUCCACCAACACCAAAGUUGGGACGAAGGCUUGCCUCAUUGCUAACAUCACCGAUGCCCACACCCGAACCCUCCCCGAUGCCAUCACCCAAACCCUCCCCGAAGCCCACACCAAAACCCUCACCGAAGCCAUCACCAAAACCCUCACCGAAGCCAUCACCCAAACCCUCACCACCAUCACCAAGGGCACCGUUGCAUCCACCCCCACCAGCACCGAAGCUUGGGCGCAGGCUUGCAUCAUUGCCUCCACAUUCAUCACCCAACCCGACACCUAGCCCUCUCCAAAAAUGAGUUAGAAUAAGCUAAUUAUUGAGAUUGAAUGCAUUGGUACGUCUUAAUAAAUUAAGAUUUCAAUAAAGAAACUCUGAUUAUUUGCUUAUGAGGUCAUUAUUCACAUCUCUCUAUACGGAUGGUGGGUUUGUAUUAACGAAAAAUUUUGAAUUAUAGAAAAUUUUCAAGUUCU